GAAGGAGUGUUUUAAAAGAAACACGCACGAAAUUGAGGCUGACUGUAGGGGAUUUCAACCUCUCUUCCAGUCACUCUGUCCAUCCCAGCUGUACAACUUUUCAACUUUUGAAACCAUAGUGUUUAUUCUCAGAUAAACAAGAAACAGAAAAGACAAACAUUUUUACUAGACCAACUUUAAAAAAAACUUCAACUCCUUUUCAAAAUCCUUUUUUGAUUUGUUUUGUUUGACAUUUGUGUGAAGCAAUCUCACAUCCGACCAUCUGUUGUGCAGACAAAGCCAUUUUUGCGUUUCUUCCAAGUGCUUGGUUUUUAAACCUGUAGAGGGUCUCACUGUUGCCCUUCCCGAGGGAGCUGAAGGACUUCUCCUGCACUAUUGGAACAUUUCUGGACCCCAGGUGAGACCCAUCCUAGCACUGUCUCCUGUUCAGCCAGCGCAGCAUCAGAGAUGAGGAUGCGUGGGGACCUGCUGGCUCUCCUGGCUUCCCUGCUCGCUCUCUGCUGGAUCGCUGCCGGCGCUGGCGGCGGCGGCACAGAGGAGCAGACAGACGAGGAGACGGCCAAACAAGCACUGAUUCAGCAUGAUGACCAGCCUGCCGCAGGGGUGCAAAGGAGACGGGAUAGCAGGUCUCUGAUGGAUGACCCGACUUUUGGGGUGGAUGCCAUCAAACACGACCCAAGGGCCAAGAGAUCACCACAGGAGGAGCCAGCAGGUGAAGAAAAGCCAAAAAAAGAGAAGGAGGCCAAGGUGAAGAAGCCAAAAGCGUCCAAGCCAACCAAAAAGCCAAAAGCACCCAAGCCAACCAAAAAACCAAAAGCACCCAAGCCAACCAAAAAACCAAAAGCACCCAAGCCAACCAAGAAACCAAAAGCCACCAAGAAGCCCAAGGCUCCAAAGUCCAGUCCAAAACCCAAGCCAAAGGAAGACAAGCCCACAUCCAGACAACCUACAACGGAGGAGGAAGAGGACACACUACUUCGAGAGCUUGGCUGGGACGAUUUGUUCCACACUGCUCCCCCAGAGAAGACUAAUGAGAAGCAACGUAUUUAUCCAGACCAUGAUGAGGUAACAGAGCCUGAUCUACUGCCUAAACGCAAGGAGGAAACCACCACCGAGGACCCAAGCAUAUAUUUACCUAUACCAGAGGAGACCGUAGCCCCAUCAGUUGUUGUUCCUUGGUAUGAGGAGUACGACUAUGUUGACCUGGCUACAAAGAAACUGGAGGAGGAGACGGAGAAGGCACGGAAGGAGAAGGAGGAGAGAGCUGAAAAACAGAGGAAGAAGUGGGAGGAGGAGGAAGAGGAGAGAAGAAAGCAGACCCCCGUCUAUGUCGAACCAAAGAAAUGCCCUCCUCUUGGUCUGGAGUCGCAUAGAGUGGAGGAUGACCAGCUCUUGGCCUCUUCCAUGUCACACUAUGGCUUUUCUGCCCAGAGGGGCCGCCUCAAUAUGCAGAGCUCGAGCGACGAGGAGGAAACGGCGUAUGGCGGGGCCUGGUGUGCCGACCAGGACGAGAAGCAGCACUGGUUCCAGCUGGAUGCCAGGAAGGAGCUGGAGUUCACCGGGGUCAUCACCCAGGGCAGGAACUCUGACAUACAUGAGGAUUUUGUUUCUUCAUUCUUUGUGGCCUUCAGCAACGAUACUCGGGAAUGGACUUUGCUUCAUGAUGGUUAUGCGGAAUGGCUCUUCUAUGGGAAUGUGGAUAAAGACACUCCGGUUUUGACUCAGUUUGCCUGGCCUGUGGUGGCUCGCUAUAUCCGCAUCUUACCACAAAGCUGGAACAGCAGCCUGUGCAUGCGUUUGGAGGUGAUGGGCUGCCCUCUUCCUAAGAGCUACGUAAGUGAGAAUGAGGUUGUCCGCACAGAUGACUUGGACUUCAGACACCACAACUACAAGGACAUGAGGCAGAUGAUGAAAGUGGUGAAUGAGGAGUGUCCCAACGUCACAAGAAUUUAUAACAUUGGCAAGAGCUCCCAGGGCCUGAAGAUGUACGCGAUGGAGAUAUCGGACAACCCAGGGGAACAUGAAACAGGUGAACCUGAGUUUAGGUACACAGCAGGUCUCCAUGGAAACGAGGUUCUGGGUCGGGAGCUGAUCUUACUGCUGAUGCAGUUUCUCUGCAAGGAGUAUAACGAUGACAACCCCAGAGUGCGCCGCCUAGUGGAGGGAGUGCGCCUUCAUCUGGUGCCCUCACUUAACCCUGAUGCUUAUGAGCUGGCCUAUGAGAUGGGUUCUGAGAUGGGUAACUGGGUCUUAGGGCACUGGACAGAAGAAGGGUAUGACAUCUUCCAGAACUUUCCAGACCUAAAUAGUGUUCUGUGGGGGGCUGAGGAUCGAGGCUGGGUUCCUCGCCUUGUGCCCAACCACCACAUUCCGCUACCAGAGAACUUCCUCUCAUCUAAUGGUUCGGCAGCUGUGGAGACCCGUGCCAUAAUUACAUGGAUGGAACGGACCCCUUUCGUGCUGGGGGCAAACUUUCAGGGUGGAGAGAAGGUCGUGACCUACCCCUUUGACAUGCAGCGCCCCCCAAGGGGCUUCGGGCAGGGUGGCAGAGGGGGCCGACACCCGCCAAGCAUGGGCCACGAGAUGAAUGAGGAGACGUGGGCACGGAUCCAGAGACAGAACGAGGGUGCGUUGAGGGAGACGGCGGACGAGACAAUGUUCCGCUGGCUGGCCUCAACCUACGCCCACAGCCACCUGACCAUGACCGAGACACAGCGUGGCUCCUGCCACGCAGAUGACUUCAGCGGCGGACAGGGCUUCAUCAACCAUGCCAGCUGGAAGCCAGUCGUAGGCAGCAUGAAUGAUUUCAGCUACCUGCACACAAACUGUUUUGAGAUUUCCAUCUUCCUGGGCUGUGAUAAAUUCCCCCAUGAGAGCGAGCUUCCUCAGGAGUGGGAGAACAACAGAGAGUCUCUUCUGGCCUUCAUAGAGCAGGUACACCGUGGCAUAAAGGGAGUGGUGAGAGAUGUGUUGGGAAACCCCUUAGCGAAUGCCACUAUUUCAGUGGAAGGGAUCAGGCAUGACGUGAAGACAGCUGCCAUGGGGGACUACUGGCGACUGUUGAACCCGGGUGAGUACCGUGUGACAGCUCGGGCCGAUGGCUUCACCCAGCAGACACGUCUCUGCAUGGUGGGCUACGAGAAGUCUGCCACCCCCUGCAGCUUUGCUCUGGCCAAAUCCAACUGGGACCGCAUCAAACAGAUCAUGGCCACCAACGGCAACAGACCCAUCCGACUGAUACCCAAGCCGGCACCUAAGCCAACGGUCAGUGUAGACGCCAGCGAGGGCCACAACAGGGUCACAGGGGCCGAGGAGGUGGCACCCACACCCUCACAGUCCGAACGUCUCCGCCGUCUGCGCAUAAUGCGUCUGCGCAGGCUGCGUCAGCAGAGAGUCAGGGGUGGGGGCAGAUACACAGCGCCCAUCACCACAACAACCACCACGCUGCCGCCAACCACCACAGAGCCAGUCACAGAGACCACCACAUCCUGGUAUGACUCUUGGUUUGAGUUAGACAGCAUCUCAACUACUGUCACUCCCAUCGAGACGGAACUCUUCGAGCCUGAGGCCACUGUUGAUGACACCUUUGAGUACAGUAUAGAUGAGUAUUAAGCCACUGUGAUAAUGUAAAAUAACUUCCCAUAGCACAAAGCAUUCUCUAAUACUGUAACUAGUUUAGUAUUAAAGAGCUUAUGAUAGAAAACUUUCUCUCUGCUGCGCAAAGAGGUUCAAGUACAUACACAAUUAACUUAAUGGUGGGAGGGACUGUCUUGUUUUUAUCGUUUAAGAUAGGCCUGAAUCAGUUGAUAUGCCACAUUUCACUUCCUUUACUUUCCACUCUGACAAAUGUAUACAACCAAAUUGUUCUGUUUUCAUUGUGUCUAUUUGUUCCCAUGGGCAUUUAUUUUUUUCAAAUAAAGAGACAAAAAUAAA
This is a messenger RNA of Clupea harengus (Atlantic herring), 3933 nucleotides long. RefSeq names its product AE binding protein 1a (gene aebp1a). NCBI's taxonomy places the organism in Eukaryota, Metazoa, Chordata, Actinopteri, Clupeiformes, Clupeidae. Gene Ontology annotation, biological process: peptide metabolic process; protein processing; regulation of DNA-templated transcription. The record is from RefSeq and is a predicted model, not a curated record. Gene Ontology annotation, molecular function: RNA polymerase II transcription regulatory region sequence-specific DNA binding; metallocarboxypeptidase activity; zinc ion binding.